AUGAAUGCGAUGAUGCGGACUAAUCUGCAUCCAACCUCAACCCCGCCCGAGGACCAGCAACCACCUCGGAAGAAAAUCCGAAAGGGGACCCGGAGUUGUUGGGAAUGUAAGCAUCGCAAGGUUCGCUGUCUUUUCGUUUCUGAUGGCGACCAAAGUUGUCGCGAAUGCCUGGCAAGGGGGACUCCCUGUCGCAGUCAGGACUUACCAGAGCCCGAAAAUACUCGUGAAUCUGAUCGUGUGUCACUGAGUGAUCGACUUGGCCGCGUAGAAUCUCUGCUUGAGAGGGUUUUACGACGGCUGGACACCAUUGGUGCUGUUGAGGAGGCACGCGCGUUACCCUCCAUGGCAACCGAUAAUGAUGAUGGCUUAACCUGUAGUGCAGCCGCCACGCCUACAAAUGAAAAUGCCCCAGCCAUGUCGCUAUUUGACAAUGGAGUACGAAGCGGGAAUGAGACACCGAAUCCAUCCCACAUGGAUCUUCUUUGUCGUAUAGCUGGAUCCAUUAUCGAACGAAACCAAAGGUUUAGCACAAUUACGCCUUCAAUGGUUCGAACGACACAAACCAUCGAUGCGGAGCUGAUGUCGAUUGGCCCUCUAUCGGUGGUUGAGGACCCAACUAUCUUACCGCCGGGAAAGUCUAUCGAGCGAGCCCAGGGCUACACCAAACUCAUGACACAGCUAUGGCAUUAUCAACUCAUCGCUUGGCUCCAUCUGCCACUUCUUUUGGGAUCUGGCACCGAGAGACGCUAUGACUACAGUAGACAAAGCUGUCUAGAAGCAUCCCGGCAUAUGAUUAUAUGCUAUACAUCUCUGCGUCGACUCACUGCGAAUAGCUUUUGUUGCAAAUCGCUGGACUUCCAGGCCUUUACUGCCGCUGUCACUCUUCUAAUAAAUAUCAUUGGCCCGACCGGUCGGUCUCAUCUCGACUCCAAUGACUGGCCAGCUAUCGAAAUUGUAAUGACAAGCCUGGAGACAUUGGCAGAGGGACAACCACCCGACAAGGUAGCAACUCGAAGUAUUAGCGUUCUGCAGACUUUGAAAAGGGUUGCGACGAGGAACAAGACAACCAGAUCUGAUACUUUCGAUGGACUUUCCCCCAUGGACGGCCAGCCCGGGCGCAUCAAACUUGACAUUCCAUACUUUGGUACCAUUUCCCUCGACUGUAGCACUCGCAGUGAUCUUCCAGAGCAGCACCAACUUAAUAACGGUCCGCCAAAUCCUAGUAGUACAGACCUGGCUGCCAAUAAUGCACUACCAUCGAACGUGGGAAAUACUACGGAGGCAAGCACAAUGCAUGAUCAGGCCACGGAUGCGGGGUCUUGGCCAGAAGCUCGCCUGGAACUUGGCCCUGCCGAUAUAUGGUCCUUUGACCCGGAUUUAACAGCAUUGUCCUCUUUCUUGCCAGACUUGGAAAAUAGCUGGGACUUGGGGCUUUGA
Molecule: messenger RNA, 1437 nt
Organism: Aspergillus caelatus
Lineage: Eukaryota; Fungi; Ascomycota; Eurotiomycetes; Eurotiales; Aspergillaceae
Exons: 4
Coding region: 1-1437 (478 amino acids)
Biological process (GO): regulation of DNA-templated transcription
Molecular function (GO): zinc ion binding; DNA-binding transcription factor activity, RNA polymerase II-specific
Source: RefSeq, a predicted model, not a curated record